UACGAGUCCCGUCAUGUCCACACCGUCUACGAGGCCAUCGCCCCGCACUUCUCCUCCACCCGCUACAAGCCGUGGCCCCUCGUCGCCUCCUUCUUGCUCUCUCUGCCUCCCGGGUCCGUCGGCCUCGACGCCGGCUGCGGCAACGGCAAGUACAUUGGCGUCAACCCGGCCCUCUACAUCAUCGCCUCGGACCGGAGCGCGAACCUGUCUGCGUCCGCGGCGGCCCGGGCGCCGAACAACCAGGUCCUGGUCGCCGACUCCCUGGCGCUGCCGUACCGGGGCGCGGCCUUCGACUUCGCCAUCUCCAUCGCCGUCAUCCACCACAUGUCGACGCGGGAGCGCCGCCGCGCCGCCGUCGCCGCGCUGCUCGACGCCGUCCGCCCCGGCACCGGCAGGGUCCUCGUCAUGGUGUGGGCGCUGGAGCAGGGCGGCAGCCGGCGGGGGUGGGACGCCGGCGCCGCGCAGGAUCAGCUCGUGUCGUGGGUCACCAAGGGCCGCAAGGAGCGCGACGACCAGCCGGCCCGGGACGAGACGUUCCAGCGGUACUACCACCUCUACCGCGAGGGCGAGCUCGAGGAGGACGUCGCCGAGGUGGGGGGCAGGGUGCUCGAGAGCGGCUACGAGCGGGACAACUGGUGGGCCAUC
Colletotrichum navitas is the source of this 645-nucleotide messenger RNA. Its product is annotated as S-adenosyl-L-methionine-dependent methyltransferase. Lineage: Eukaryota; Fungi; Ascomycota; Sordariomycetes; Glomerellales; Glomerellaceae. The annotation marks the transcript as partial. Gene Ontology annotation, cellular component: nucleus; cytoplasm. Gene Ontology annotation, biological process: tRNA methylation; tRNA wobble uridine modification. Gene Ontology annotation, molecular function: tRNA (5-carboxymethyluridine(34)-5-O)-methyltransferase activity; tRNA binding; S-adenosylmethionine-dependent methyltransferase activity. The transcript is spliced from 2 exons. The record is from RefSeq and is a predicted model, not a curated record.